AGUUCCGCCUCAACCUCUCGACGGCGGGCGGUGUCGCCCUUGUCCCGGGAGACGCGGUCCGAGUGCGGGGCCGAAUCGGUGAAGCUGGGUCUCAUACCCCGCUAGCCCUGGGUUGAGUUCCCUGCUGACCCUGGCGGAGGCCCCUUAAAUGGCACGCGGUUCUGGAAAUAUACUCUCAAGACUCCAGUUUGUUCCUCCAGCUCACGCCAACGGCUAAGGUCCAACUGAUUUCUCUUCAUCUCUAAAAAGUUACUGCACCGUGGCAGGCCAACACUUCCCUCAGUGGAUGGGCAGAGCUCACUGCCAGAAAAUGCAAAAACCUCCAAGGAACAUUGAAGAAUUCUUAAAGUUUCAAAAUUGGGAUUAUUGGCCAAGGAAAAUCCAUUUUGGAGAUAGUGAUGAAUGGUUACACACCGUGAAGCAAAUAAAAGAAGAUAGUUCAUUUACUUCAAUUUAUACACAUCUGUGGAGAACUGUCCCUCGAAUACAUGAUGCAGUCAUGGCCAUGGAGACAAGAUUAGGGGAAUGUUCAGUCCUUUUGAAAAGCCAUGCCUCUAAAAUGUUUGAGUGGAGGAGCAUAAUUUUUGAUACAAGUUCUAAAGGAAAUUUGGAAAGAUACAAGGCAUUUCUAAGGAAGUAUCGUAGGAGAAAGAAGAUAAUGCUUUCAGAUGAAAUGGAAACAAAGAAGACUGUAGAGGGUUGCAGCUUCUCAGGAUUCAAAACAAAUGAGCUUACUCAACUACCCAGACAUUUGGAUGCUGAACGAAUUUAUCUUUUUAUUUUAAAAGCCCAUAACUUUGAUGAAAAGGUUUUCAGAAUCUGGAAGACCCAUUUUCUCUCAGAAGCCUCUAUUGCUCUUUUACAUGAUUCCUUCUGGUGGUGGUUUCUCCAUAAAUUUAAGCCUGACAGAGAAAAUCAAGAUUUCUUGUUUGACAGAAUUUCAGAAAGUUAUGUGACACUUUUCAUGAGCAUCCCUGCAAGUCGAAAAGAUGCAUUCCUUCAGGUGUAUCCUGAUUGUUUGGCACAGGCCAUUUAUGCAACAUUCCAGGAAGCAUUUCCAGAAUCCAGUAAUCUUUUUAAUGAUGAAUUUAAAGAAGAUCUAGGGAAUAAUAUUUUUCUUUGGUUGUCAGGUUUAAAGCCUCAAAAAGGUUUUUGGGCUCACUGGAAACUAAAAGAGCUCACCACAACAACCAUACAUGGUACUAAGAAAGCACCUUCAACAUCUAUAAAGGACAGGAUUGAAAGGAGUCAGACACGUAUAAUGGCUGCUAUAGACUUCAAUAUGACAAAAAUUUUAGAGAACCCAAGAGCAUAUACAAUGCCCACAUUCAAAGAAGAAUCAAGUGUAUCAAGACUAACAACAAAGUCCCAUUAUAUUAGCCCUGGUCCAGAGUUUAACCGUGUGCUCUUCAAUUUUGGAGGUCAGAGUCCACUGAUUUUAUAUUACCUUAAGAUGCAUGAGUUAGCUGGUAUUUCCAAAGCCCCUAGACAAACCAAGAUCAAACUUACUGAAAUAUUGCAAGAACCACCACCUGCUCCAACUUACUGUGAUAUUAUAAAAGAGGCAAAAAGACAAUUUGCAAGGAACCAAAAGGAAUUUCGGAUAGAAAAGCACAGAAUUAAUGAAGAAAUAAAACUCCUAAGACAGCGACAGGAAAGAAUUGACAAGGAGCUUGAUAGACUCCAGGCAAAGGCUACCAAAAAACCUUACGAAGUUAAGAAUGACUUUGAGAAGUUUCUCCAUAAACUGCGCUCUGAAGCUCGAACCAAGAAAGAGUUUCUGGCAUCGCCCUCAUCAUCAUCAUUAACAGAAGACUACAACUAUGAAAAAGAAGAAUGUCAAGAGAAGCCAGAAGGGAACUGUGUUUAAGAAUACU
This is a messenger RNA of Ailuropoda melanoleuca (giant panda), 1877 nucleotides long. RefSeq names its product family with sequence similarity 227 member B (gene FAM227B). Lineage: Eukaryota; Metazoa; Chordata; Mammalia; Carnivora; Ursidae. The record is from RefSeq and is a predicted model, not a curated record. The transcript has 17 exons. Bases 287 to 1870 code for a protein of 527 amino acids.